ACGGUUAAAACGAACUGGUACUGUUUAAAAUGAACAGCUCGAUUUCAAGAUACCUGAACGAAAACGUACGGUACCAAGAUACCUUAACGAUAACGUACGGUCCCACUUGUGAACCAAAAAAAGUUCUGGCACAAGACGAAGAUGUCGGCGGCGAUGCUGAAGAAGAUGCUGCUGGACGCGGCGGCGGCGCUCAAGGCCGAGCGUUUCCAGGAGGCACAGGACGCUGGUCGCCGCGUGACACAGUUCGAUCCCAAUAACUUUCAGGCCUUCAUGUGUGUGGGACUGGCCAGCUUCCAGCUGCAGGAAGUGCGUUGUCUUGGAUGCCUACGUAUUAACGAUCACUAUCCUGAUAGUAUACGUGAUUAAACUGAUGAUUGUAGUGGGAAGACUGCGAGGAGGCGUAUCGCCGCGCUGCGGAUCUCAAGCCGGACAUGCCGGCGCCAUGGAAGGUAAUUAGACGCCGUUUAAGCCGACUACUGGAUUGCAGAGACUGAGUUUAUGUGGCUAUAGUAUCUUGUGGACCUUUUUGAAGCAAAGAAGGACAUCAAGAGCAAAAUGGAACCGCUGCAGAAACUUGUGGAGAUUAAUUUAAGGGGCAAGAAGUUGAAGAAAUGCCAGAAGUGGGUCGCUGAGGUGGCAGCUACUGCGAUGGAGUUGAAGAUGCUCCCGAAGGUUUGAUCUCGUGCUCAUCGACACUGUCCUAAUAUUUCCACAAUGACGAGUCUUAUUAUUUGUUGCUGGUUUGUGAUUGUCUGGAGCAGGCUUUUGACUCAUGGUACUCACUCGUGGGGGAGCAAUCCAGAGAUUUGGGGCAGCUUUCACUGGAGAAAACUCCGAACGAGGAGCUACCGACAACACUGAGUAUCUGGCUGGAUUUAGUUGAUUUGCUACAGGUACGAUAUCGCUUUGUCCAGUUAGACUAUGGGCGACAUGUUGAACCCAUGUUGUGUUCGCGGUGUAGCGUCCUGGUUUCAAUUUAUCGGAAUGCUCUGGUAGCUACUCCAUGGCAGAAAUCUCGAGUCAGUUCUUUACUGCUGCAUUUCGUACAGAUUGGACAGCCCAGAACGAAGAAAUUGACACACUUCGGCCGCGAAUGGACGUCGCAAUUGCAUUCUUCAUGCGAUUCCACCUGGACGCGUUGAAGACUUCAAAGAAGAAAAGUACUCUUCUGAAGACGAUCGAUGCGUUGGCACUGUCAAUCGUGGAGUGGUUUCCUGAAUCGAAGAUCCCAGCGGAAUAUUUACUUCUCCGAUCUGAAGACCAGGACACUCCUAUUGAGCUGGGAAAGGCAAAGGAGAUUGCGGCACGAUUGUCUGCAAGUCACCCGAAGAGUCCUAUGGCCCUUGUGUUCCAAGCGAUCGAGUGUUUGCAUGCGGGGGAAAACGCCCAGGUAAGAUUGGUUUUGCUCGUGCCUGAUGUCACGGUUUUGAUAAUUGUAAAUGUCCUCUAUCUUUACCAGGCUCGAGAAAUCUUCGUCGAAGCACUCGCAGGAUAUUCGUCUUCUUCAUUUCAAGAAUGUGCUCUUUGCAUUCGCGUUCAAGUCGAACUGGCGUCGAUCGCUCUUGCAGCUCGCGACGUUGAGGGUUGCUUGAAUCGUCUAGCGUUGGCAAAAAAGGUGGUGGCUGACAAGACAAUGAUGCUUGGAUCCGAAGGCCCGAUCCCUGCUCUGUAUUCGGAAGUCAAGGUGCAGUUCAUGACAGCAGCAGCACGUGAAUAUGCUGCCGAAACAGAUAAAGCGCUGGAGCACUACCACAAGGCCAUGGAAAGUGGCGAUGUUGCCUUUACGAUUAGAGCUGCAGUUGCAGCAGCAGAGCUUUUAGCCGGAAAAGCUCGACCACAGGAGGCUCUCGAUAUCAUUGACUCUGUCUCAUUGUCUGAAGUGGAAGAUGAAAGAAUGAGUGCUGCUGCACUGUGCACGCGCGGAUGGCUGCAAUUUCAGCUUGGCGAUCUCCAGCAGGCCCAAGCACUACUAGAGACGAACGCAAGCAAAAUCCCGCCCACUGAUGUAUCUGUUAGAGGGCGAACGCUCAAGCGAUUGGCAAUCAUGUACUGGCACCUCGGCGGGUCUCACCAAACUGCCAAGACUGGAUGUUUUGGUCAUCUACUGCAAGCAGCCAAAUUGACGCCAUCUGACGCGGAAAUCUUUUCAUGGCUGGGAAAAUGGUAUCAAGUAGUCGCAAAGGAUAUUCUGCGUGCUGAAAAGUGUUUCUUGAAAGCACUUUCGCUGUCUCCCACUGAGGAGCUAGCAGGCAUGGCCCUUAGCGACUUUUACGAUCUGCAAGGGAAAUACGAAACGAAUGUUAAGCUGUGGGAGCGAGUGACAGAGAAUCCUGAGACUGCCCCUACGUGGGCACUUUUACGACUGGCUCAGCACCUAGUAGAGCAAAACGACGAGGCUGCAGUGGGGAAAUUGCAUCUGGUCCUGCGCAAUGACCCUAUGAAUGCUCGCUACUGGGUCAUUCUGGCGCAUGUUUACCAAAACUUUGACAAACAAGUGUCCGCGCAAAGAUCGUACUUGAAGGCCAUCGAACUAGGUGAAGAAAGCUGGUGCGUUCGCUGUGAAUUGGCUCGAAUUGAAGGGUCAUUGCUGCUCUUCGAUGAUGCUUUGGAGCGUAUCAGACCUGUUGUUACUGGCGAGUUGUCGAAUGGUGAGCCGGACGUGACGGUGGCUUCCAUGAUUUACGCUGAUUUACUUUUCCAACAAGCUAAAUACUUAUGCGCCGAGGGAUUGUAUGGCAAUGCUGCUAAAAAUCUGAAGGAGGCUUCGCGCAUGAUGAAGGGGCUGCCAUCUACUUCUCCACUUUCAGGAUCUGUGGAAGCGUGCAAGUUGAUCGGUGAUAUUCAUUGCUUCGCUUUCUACUUGUCGCCGGAUGACUUUUCAAGCGAAGGAUCCAGCUGGGUGGAGUUUAUCAGCGCAGGACGGAAAGCGUAUGAAGCUGCUGUACUUUUUGCCAGCAAGGGCGGAAAAGAGGCGGCGGACGGCCCUGACACUGUUGCAGCAGAAAGAUAUUACGACAUCGGUCUGAGUUACUGGUACGAAGUUCAGGCUCUGAGUAAUGUGCGAGGUAUUCCCACUUCAGCUUUCUCAGGUGAGACAGGACUCGACACAGAUUCUUCUGUUGCAGCACUGAAGGUGAAGGCAUCGACGAAUUUCAAGCUGGCUCUGCAAGAGGACCCUUCGUGUUCGUUGGCCUGGAAUGGUUUGGCUCUUGUGUCUGAUAAUCUGCUGGUAAAGCAAUUUGCCUGGACACGAGCGAUCCAAACUGGCACCAGCAGCGACGCCACAUGGGCCAAUCUGGGUAUGUUCUACCUCAGUCAGGCUGACACCGUGCCAACAACAGCGUCUUUGGCGCAGAAGUCGUUCCUCCAACUGCAGAGCAUGAACCCAAGCAACCCGUCCAUGUGGAAUGGCUAUGCUAUGCUGGCUCGUCGUCAAGCUAACUCGACAGUUCAGCAAAGAAAAGCGAUUGAAGCGUUCGACUGCGCGUUGCAGACCGGGCUGGAUCUGGAUGCUUUGCUAGGCUUGAGCAUGGCACUGCUUGAUUUCGGUGCGAGCGUUGGUGAAUCAAUCACCCAAGCCCCAGAGCACAGCAAUGAAGUGGUGAUGUUCUAUCUCAAAAAGUAUCUGGAACGAGAUCCGUUCAACGGGCGCGCUUGGCAUGCCCUCGGUGUCGCUCAACAUCGACUAGGACUCUACACCGAGGCUUUGGCAUCGUACACCCGCGCGGCUUCGUCGACGCAAGCGCCUGAGGGACUUGAAUGGAACACGUUGGUGACAAAACUCGGCGAGCUGUCCAGUACACUUAAGUACACUACAGAGGAAGAAUCAACACUCCUGCAGAAGAUUGUUGCACAGAUAAACUCAUCGUCAAGUGAAGCCUCGGCACUACAGGCUAUCGUGCAAGCCCAGGUACUAUACCGCCAAGCGAAGGGAGGUGAGGCGCUGAAUCUGCUUCAGGCGCUGUUGGCGCAAGACGAAACCCAGUCCAGCCAAAGUGAAGUCGUUGCCCUUGUGGGACUAUCGUUGGCGAGCUUGUUGAUGGAGCAAUUCACGUCUCAGGCCACUGGUCUCGCUGCAGCGUGUAAGAAACGCCUCCUGUUGUCGAUUGAUGAAGCGGAGUCAACUCUUACCACGCGCGACUACCUGAAUCUGCGUUUGGUUGAGCUUCAUGAACGAUGGGUGGGCGCCGAAGACACUUAUUUGACACGCUUGCAGGCACUGUCGCAAGCUAACGAUGGCACUAAAUCCAGCACUUUGUGGACGCGACUGGCUCUUGCAGCGAUGGAUUCGGAGGCCCUUCAGGCGUCAAGUUGCCUCGCGGAAUACUUGCGUUCGAGUGCCAGACAAAUGCCGUCUUUAGGUAAAGAGAUGAUGGAUCGCAACUUCCUCGAUGCGCUGGUGGGUCUAUUCAAGGCUGUCUUGGAACCCGCAUGCUUACAUUUUGGCUGGCGCGAGCGUGUUGAAGCGCAUGAGUCUUGA
This is a messenger RNA of Phytophthora nicotianae INRA-310, 4480 nucleotides long. RefSeq lists its product as hypothetical. The transcript has 5 exons. The coding region runs from base 1004 to 4480 and encodes 1158 amino acids. Gene Ontology annotation, molecular function: protein binding. Gene Ontology annotation, cellular component: Ski complex. NCBI's taxonomy places the organism in Eukaryota, Oomycota, Peronosporomycetes, Peronosporales, Peronosporaceae. The record is from RefSeq and is a predicted model, not a curated record.